Molecule: messenger RNA, 4522 nt
Organism: Lepisosteus oculatus (spotted gar)
Lineage: Eukaryota; Metazoa; Chordata; Actinopteri; Semionotiformes; Lepisosteidae
Gene: atmin
Product: ATM interactor
Biological process (GO): regulation of transcription by RNA polymerase II
Cellular component (GO): nucleus
Molecular function (GO): transcription cis-regulatory region binding; DNA-binding transcription factor activity, RNA polymerase II-specific
Source: RefSeq, a predicted model, not a curated record
CGGCGGCCGCCCGGAAGUGAGCGAGUGCGCGCGGCGCUGUUGCUGCUCGCCUGACAACAGAAACAUGGCUGCCUCUGCACCAGGCGGCAGGGCAGCCCGCCCGAGCCGCAGCAGCCGGCAGGAGGACGGCGAGGAGCCUUCUUCACAGCCAUGGGAGAUGAUAAAACCAUCCAUUACGGAGCUAACCAAAGAGGUGCGGACAAAUAUCCUCUGCACCGUGGAAGGAUGUGGCAAGAUUCUCCCCAAUACUCCUGCCCUGAACAUGCAUCUUGUGAAGUCGCACAGGAUCAAGGACGGUCUGGUCAAUCCAACAGUGAGAAAAGAUAUGAAGGGAUCCCAGAAACGUUAUUGCUGUCCAAUCGAAGGCUGCCCAAGGGGACCAAACAGACCUUUCUCUCAGUUUUCCUUGGUUAAACAGCACUUCAUGAAGAUGCACGCUGAAAGGAAACACAAGUGUCCCAAGUGCAGUAACUGCUACAGCACCGAGUGGGACUUGAAGCGACACUCAGAGGACUGUGGGAAGGUGUACUGCUGCACCUGCGGCUGCCCCUAUGCGAGCAGGGCGGCGCUCUUGUCCCACAUCUACAGGACCGGACAUGAGAUCCCUGCAGAACACAGGUAUCCGCCAGUUAAAAAAAGAAAAAUGGAAGGAUCCUUAAGUGGAGCAAUGAAAUUAAGACCCAAUGAGCAGGUGUUUCAGAUUGUUAAUAUUGAAAAAGAGCUUUCUGAGGUUUUUGUGUCAGCUAAUGGAGCCUGUCAGUCUCACUCAGGGAAUCAAAACCCUAAAUCAACGAUCAACAUUCAAAAACGUCUAUUGCCAAAGCCAAAGGUUGCCUUGGUGAAGGUUCCUGUGAUGCAGUUUACCCAAUUGCCAAUUCUUGUAUCCCCAGCAGACAGCUCAGUCAAGCCUUUUGUCCUGACAGUUGACAAUCAAGGGUCCUUAAUGAGCACUGUUAACCUUCUGUCCCCGUCAGUGGGAGCCAUGAUACCAACUCUGGACACAAAAGCUUUGACUUUCAGAGACACCAUGUCAGCUUCAAGGUUCAGCAUAGAACCUGUUAGCACCGGUGUGCAAGUGAAUUUGGAAACCAUGGCUUCUGGAAAUGUUUUAAAUUAUAUGGGCUCCAGGAGUAAAAGUACUUCCACCAACAUUCAGACAGAUAUAUCUUAUCUUUCCAAGGUUUCUAUACCAGCAGCAUCUUGUGCUAUCAGUGAGUCCUUGGUUUCGUCCUGCUCCCAAACUGACAUCAGUUUCAGUGCUCAAGUGCUGCUCCCUGUUAAUGUGGAGACACAGACAGUCCCCUCUCUGACUAAGGUAAUGUCUUCCAUUGGUGCACAGACAGACACUUCUGGCCAGGCGUGCUUCCCAUCAUGCAGCAUCAACAGAGAAACUCAAACCAACGCCGCCACAAGCACAAUGGUGGACAGAGAGCAGGUGGACCAAGCUAUAAUGUGCACCAACCUUUUUGAUAAUGAUUCCUUGCCAUCCUUCAGCGUGUCUACGCAAACCGGCAUGAAAGACAGCCGUUUAGGAAUGAACACUGUGAGCGAGCAUCGGAAUUCCAGGGACAGUUCCAGCUUCUAUGACGAGAAGCCAGGUGGUGUGAUGUGCUUCAGUGCUCAGACCGAUUUGCUUCCGCAGAACCCUGUUGCUGACAAUCAGACUCAGACUAUGAACUUAUUCAGCGAUCUGGAGAACAUCCUGUCAGAUAGCUUGGCAGGUCAUGCUUUGGACAGCCGUGGUGGAUUGUCAGAUGCCACAACAAGCUGCGAAGCAGGUCUGACGUCUGUCCAAGGACAAAACACAGGCAUUGACUUUGAUAUUGAAGAGUUCCUUAAUGCUGCACAUAUACAAACCCAAACAGAGGAGAGCGAACUUGGCACUUUGAGCUCCGAACCUGCUUUGGAGUCCCUUGACAUUGAAACCCAGACAGAUUUUUUGUUUUUUGACAACCCAGCACCACAUUACGGGAAUCCUAGGACUCAGUCAAAUGACAUAGGACUUGAGAUGUUUGACACACAGACGCAAACAGAUUUGAAUUUCCUGUUGGACACCAGUAGUCACAUACCGCUGGGGAAUUUUCUGAAGCAGUCUAGUUUUUCUAUGAGCACAGAGUCCUCUGAUACAGAGACACAGACUGAAAUCAACUCUGUGUCUCAGUGCAACACUAAUGAAAGCCAAGUGAAGCUAAGCAGUACAGAGACCCAGACAGUGUCAAGCUCUUUUGAAUGUCUAGGGAAUCUAUUCUUAACCAGUAAUGAGACCCAAACUGUUAUGGAUGACUUCCUUAUAGCCGACAUGGCCUGGAACACCAUGGAGUCCCACUUUAGCUCAGUGGAAACUCAGACAUGUGAAAAGCUCUAUUCUCUGUUUCAGCACUCUGAGAAAACCAGUAGCUGACUUGCUUGUGUUGUCCCAUGUGGAUGUGAGCCUCUGGAAAUAGAAAAGAUGACUUUAGAGCUAUGAUUAAUUUAAAGACCCAGUGUUUUGCCUUUAGUUUAUUAAAUAUACAGAUCUUGGUUGGUACCUGUUAGUAAAGGGCUAAAUUUUCAACAAAGCAAGUAGAAACAUUUUCAUUUAUAUGUACUGUAUUGUUCUUAUUUCAAUCCUUAUUCCUAUGAACAUUUUUCUGUAUUAAGUAUUUUUGCUUCUUUUUGUCUUCAAUUCUACAAAAACACUCAUGUUCUACAUGAUUACUGUGUUAACAGUCCUAUCAGUGUUAUCAUUUUAUUAAGGCUUCUGAGUCUUUAAAGUUUAAAUGCUAUUUCAACCCACAGAGGUAUAAUGGAAUUCAAUAUCUCAUUUUUGUUGCUGUCUUCUUUCAAUUCAUACAGACUUGGUCAUAGUAAUGGAUCACUACCCUAUUUUGAAUAUUAUUGUAUGAUGGGUUUACACCAUCUAAUACCAUUAACCCCAAAACUUUAAUUUUCAUUUGGUGUUAAAUAGGCAUUGUAAACCUUUAGCAUCUUCGGAUACUAGGUUAUUUCUUUAGUGACUGAUGUGUGUUUCCGUUUCAUUUUAACUAGUAGUAAUGCAUACAGUAACUGCAUAGUAUCAGCAAAUGUUCUACAUACUGAAAGGAGAAUGCUUUACAUUCAGUAUCUCUAGAAAUAGGACUCACAUUCUUACCACUAUGAAUGGAAGCUGAUCAUUAUAAACACUGCAGGAUUUGUAACAGCUUUUAGCUGAAUAACCAUUGCUAAAGCCUUUGUCCCUUGAAACUAUGUUCCUGAUCUUCACUCUUUUUAAAUAUAUUCAAAUAAUCUGCACUUUAUUUCUACCACUUCACCAUUGUUUUUUUCUAAAGUGUUUCCCAAAGAUACUUUUUCUAUUAUCUUAAAAUUAUUUCUUCACUUGGUUAAGAAAUGGUUGUUUUCUCCAUGUUGAUGUAUUUUACUACUAAGACCAUGACAACACUGGAAUUUGACUUGUAUAAGUACACUAAUAUUGAUUUUUCUUUGCAUAGAUAUUAUUUUUUCUAAUAGUGCUUAGGCGGUAGCCUCAAAUACAUUGUAUUUACAAAUUUUGGUUUUAAACCUGAGACCUGAAAUUUGUUAAAUUUACAAAGUUGAAACAUUUUACUUUAAAAUCUUGCAGUGUCUUAAUGCAAAGGAUUACAGUUUGAGAGUGCCUUAUUUGUAAACCAUUAAGUUUGUUUAAUUAUUUGAUAUGUUCUUUGAACAUCAUUUAUGAACAUUUAAUAAAAUACACUGUGCUGCUUUUAUUUAGGAAAAUAUUCCACCAUCUUGGCAUGAAUCUCCACCUUGAAAUGUCAUUAGUUUUGGUUUUAAAAGAUUUGGAUUGCAAUUCAAAACUUCUAACCAAGUACAUUGCUUGGAUUUAGUUUUCUGAAGAUUUCCAUUUUUGUCAUUCAAUAUUUUCAUCACAGAAUAGCAAACCUAAAGCUCAAAUGUUAAAUGUAAAUGUUCUGCAUUGUUUUUGUUCAGAAGUAUAAAUGCAUUGCAGAUUCCUGGAUUUCAUGAAUGCUGUGCAGAAUUACUACCAAAUGGGAUUGUUAAGACUGAAAAAAUUCUUUACAGCAGAAUGUUGGUUUUGGUCCUGUGGCCACCAACCACAGUGGAGCCCCAUGAUGUCUUAUUUUCUUUGCACUGCAACCAGAAGAAACCGAAACAUGAAAUAUGAUUGUUUCCCUUGUGUAUUGAAUGAAUAAAGGAACGCUAUAGAUGAAACAUUAUUGUACAGUUCUGAAAAUGACACUUCUGUUAUAAUUUAUUGAAGAUUUACUUCUUGUAAAGACAAUGUAAUGAAAAUGUACAUACAGUAUGAUGAUGUAAAGUUUGUAAAAUUAUUUCUCUCUGUAGAGAAUGCAUGCAAUCUGUUUGUGCCAAAAUAUUUUAGUAGAAUUUCAUCUCUUCGUAACUGCAAGUACAAUACACAUCACUUAAAUGUUAAUUUUUGUAACUUUUUUUUUACUUUCAGAUGCUGUAUGUUCAUUUGUCAAAGCUAUGCAUUAGUUGCACAAAAUAAAAAGAUGCAGUCUGUUGACCAUUCACCCUGAAA